Molecule: messenger RNA, 1872 nt
Organism: Myotis lucifugus (little brown bat)
Lineage: Eukaryota; Metazoa; Chordata; Mammalia; Chiroptera; Vespertilionidae
Gene: EMID1
Product: EMI domain containing 1
Exons: 15
Coding region: 228-1208 (326 amino acids)
Molecular function (GO): protein binding
Source: RefSeq, a predicted model, not a curated record
GACCUGGGGUCCUGGAUGCGCCUGGGACCGCGGCCAGGACUCAGCCCCCCGGCCCUGCAACAUGUACCAGGGCAUCUCCGCACCGGUACCCCGCCCCCAAAAGGACCACGCGGUGCCGAGCGCCCAGGAUCAGGAACUGGUGCUCAUACGUGGUGACCCGCACCAUCUCAUGCCACGUGCAGAACGGCACGUACCUUCAGCGAGUGCUGCAGAACUGCCCCUGGCCCAUGAGCUGCCCGGGCAACAGCUACAGAACCGUGGUGAGACCCACAUACAAGGUGAUGUACAAGACAGUGACCGCCCGGGAGUGGAGGUGCUGCCCCGGCCACUCGGGGGCCAGCUGCGAGGAAGUUGCAGGCUCCUCUGGCUUCGUGGAGCCCAGGUGGUCAGGCAGCGCCAUGCGGCGGAUGAUGCUCCGGCCCACAGCCUUCUCAGAUCGUGUGGCCGUGCUGACUGUCACCCAGCAGGAGGUGCCCCCAACCCCAGCUGCCCCCGAGGACCCCGCCCCUCUCUGGGGCUCCCCAGCUGCCCAGGGCAGCCCUGGAGAUGGAGAUCUCCGAGGGCUGCCCGGAGCCAGAGAAACCCCGAGGGCCCCGCUGCUCCCUCGAGAUGACCGAGUUGGUGCCCGGGGACUUCCCGGGCCCAUUGGCCCCAAGGGAGACACUGGCAGCCGGGGCCCAACAGGAAUGAGAGGCCCCCCAGGGGACCCAUUUCUGUCUAACACCUUCACUGAGACCAGCAGCCACUGGCCCCAGGGACCGGCUGGGCCCCCUGGGCCCCCAGGGCCUAUUGGUCCCCCUGGACCUCCUGGUCCCAUGGGCAUCCCUGGGAGUCCUGGCCACACAGGACCCCCAGGCCCCACUGGACCCCAAGGAAUCUCUGGCCACCCAGGAGAAAAGGGUGAGAGAGGACUGCGUGGAGAGCCAGGCCCCCAAGGCUCCAUGGGACAGCGGGGAGAACCUGGCCCCAAAGGAGACCCCGGUGAGAAGAGCCAUUGGGGGGAGGGGUUGCACCAACUACGCGAGGCUUUGAAGAUUUUAGCUGAGAGGGUUUUAAUCUUGGAAACAAUGAUUGGGCUCUAUGAACCAGAGGGGUCAGGGGCAGGCCCUGCCGGCGUGGGCACCCCCAACCUCCUUCGGGGCAAGAGGGGAGGACACACCGCCAACUACCGGAUCGUGGCCCCCAGGAGCCGCAACAAGAGAGGCUGAGGGCGGUGGUGGCCCCUCGGGUGGACCAGGCCAGCUGCCUCUGGGGACCGCCCAUCCAUAUUUAUUAACGUCCUCAGGGUCCCUCUGCCACCUAGGCCUUUGGGGUAAGCAGGUCUAGGUCCUGGCACCCUAGGCAUGGCUGCCCCGUAUGAGGCUCAGCAGGGACAGGGUCUGAGGAGAGGUGGCCCAGGAGGGAGGUGGGGCCUUGCUUGGGGCCCCGAGCCUGUUUCCCUCUGUGAAAUGGGGUGAUGCAGGCCUGCAGGGAGCGGGUGGCAGGUUCAGGUUCGUGGUUUGUCUUCCCAUCAGCUGCCCAGGCAUCGGGCCUGCAGGCACUGCGGGAGCUGAAGCUCUGCCUGGCCCUCAGCACAUGCAGGGACUUGGAGGGCAGUCGCCUCCCUUCCUCCCCAUCAAACCCCAAACCUCUUCUCUGGUUCUCUGGUUUUUGGUGCUGGGUUCCCAACCCUGAGGUCAAGCUGCCUGAGCUGACAGGAUGCUGUGGACUCCUCGACUCAGUUCUGCCCCGGAGCCCAAGCUACUCCUAUGUCCCAGGUUGGGGGGUGGGGGCAGGGACAUGGAAAGGGAGGAGCCACCUGCUCCCACAGCCUGUGACGUCACAGGAAAUAGGUGCUACCGGCCAAUAAAGGCCCUGGCCUGUUCCCCACCA